Phymastichus coffea is the source of this 1575-nucleotide messenger RNA. RefSeq names its product programmed cell death protein 6 (gene Alg-2). NCBI's taxonomy places the organism in Eukaryota, Metazoa, Arthropoda, Insecta, Hymenoptera, Eulophidae. Bases 206 to 778 code for a protein of 190 amino acids. Gene Ontology annotation, molecular function: calcium ion binding. The record is from RefSeq and is a predicted model, not a curated record. The transcript has 4 exons.
AGAUGGGGACAUUCUCGUUACUACAUUUUGGAUUAAUAUAAAAGUCAAUCAGCGGUGGGAGACGAUUAUUCAAACGUGAAGUUCCGUUCCGCGAAGGCAGUUACACACGUAGAAGUUAGGUGGAUAAAUUAGUAGCCGUAACGGUCAUCACCGAUCAACAGUAAGUUUAAGAAUAAAUACAGUUAGAAUCAGAAUCAGAAGAAUAAUGGCUUUCGCAUCGCCAAUGCCCAGCCGUGAGUUUCUCUGGGAUGUAUUUCAAAGAGUCGACAAGGAUCGUUCUGGAGAAAUUUCUGCCGAUGAAUUGCAACAGGCACUUUCCAAUGGAACAUGGACACCAUUUAAUCCAGAAACAGUUAGAAUGAUGAUUGGUAUGUUUGACUAUGACAAACCAACUGAAAAUUCUUCAGGUAUGUUCGAUAAAAAAGGCUCUGGAACUGUCAGCUUUGAGGAAUUUGGAGCUUUAUGGAAAUAUGUCACUGACUGGCAAAAUUGCUUCAGAUCCUUUGAUAGAGAUGGUAGUGGAAACAUAGAUCGAAAUGAGUUGAAAACUGCACUCACAAGCUUUGGAUAUCGUUUAUCGGAUAAUCUUAUCAGCACUCUGAUGCGCAAAUACGACAGAGCUGGCAGAGGAACUAUAUAUUUUGAUGAUUUUAUUCAAUGCUGUGUUGUUUUACAUACUUUGACAGCAUCAUUCAGACAAUUUGACACAGAUAUGGAUGGUGUUAUCACAAUUCACUAUGAACAAUUCCUAGGAAUGGUAUUUAACCUCAAAGUGUAACAAUUUGUAGUAUUGUCAUUGUUAUUUUAGCAUUGUUCACCUUCAUGCAUUACAUUUCAAAAUACUAAAUUUGUAUGUAUCUUUUCGAAAAAUUCUUUUCAGUGUUUGUGGAAUGUUUAUCAAAAUUAUGCCAAAUGUAAGGUGCUUAAAUAUUUUGGAAUACUAGAAUGUAUCAAAGUUUGUCUCUAUCUAUAAUGUUCAGACCUACUCAUUCAAAUUCAUAUUAAAUUUUAUGCCAUACCUUUGCUGGUAACUUGAUAUGAUCUAUUUCAAUCUAUAAACAAGUAUUUUACAAAUGUUAGUAAAUAAAUAAUAUUUUGUUGCUUUUGCUGAUGAAAGUAAUUUAAUGUAACAAGCAAAACAUUCCUAUGUUGAGAAACUUACUUCUCAUACAAUAUAUUUUUAUUAAAAUGCAACAAAAUAAUUUUUAUAUUUAUAAAUACCUAAUAAUUAACAAGGCUGAAGUGCUAAAAAACUAGAAUUUCUACAAAGAGCAAAUGAAAAAAAUAUUUUUGUGAAAGUAUAAAAUACUUGAAAUGUGUGAUUAUAUACCGAUAAGUCAAUAAAAAAAGUUAGUAACUUAAACAGUUAACUACAUAAAGUUAAGUCUGGCAAGUAGUUUUAUUUGUACUCAUAAUGAUUUUCAUAUAUUGAAAAAUUUUUUGCUGUUAAUACUUGUUACUUGUACACACUGUAAUCUUACUCUAAAAUUGUAUUGUUCUACAAUAACAUUUUUACAAGUAUAUACUUUUUUAUUUUUGAAUUCUGUAAAAUGUAUAUGAAUAAAACUUUAAACA